AUGGCCACAAAUGCAAUGACAAAGUCGAAUCUGAUCGAUAUCGGAGCUAAUCUUACGCAUAAGUCAUUCAGACAGAACCUUUCGCAAGUGUUGGAACGAGCAGGAAAAGCUCAAGUUUCGGAUAUUAUUAUCACAGGCACAAGUUUAUCGGGAAGUCGGGAAGCUAGUCGUCUAACAGUGAAAUACAAUCAAGAACAGCAGCUUGUGAGGCUUUAUUCGACAGUUGGUAUUCAUCCACAUGAUGCAACCCGCCAUUCGGCGUACAAUUAUCGUGAACAACUUGUUGAUAUCGUACAGAAUAAUAAAACUGUAGUCGCUCUAGGUGAAUGUGGUCUUGAUUACGAUCGUAAUUUCUCAACACACGAUGAUCAAAAACGUGUCUUUGAUACGCAAUUACAACUUGCUUGCGAUUAUAAUCUUCCAUUAUUCAUGCAUGAACGAUCAGCUUCGACAGAUAUGUUAUCUAUGCUAGCUAAUUAUUCUCAGCACAAGAAUUUCCGCGGUGUGAUACAUUGUUUUACACAUGGAUCGCUUGACAUUCUCCAGAAGUAUCUUGCACUUAAUCUCUACAUUGGAAUUACCGGAUGGGUAUGCGAUGAACGACGCGGUAAAGACUUAGCUAAAUUGGUUCCACACAUUCCAUUAGAUCGUCUUUUAAUUGAAACCGACGCACCGUUUCUGUUGCCGAGGAACUUACCAAAACCUUGGCCACAUGAAAACGAGCCCAGCUGCUUGCCUUAUGUUGUGAAGAAAUUAGCCGAAUGUUACUCUGUUUCAACCGAUGAAAUUGCACAACGUUCAACGGAGAAUGCGAAAAAACUAUUUAAUAUAUGA
This is a messenger RNA of Adineta ricciae, 834 nucleotides long. Lineage: Eukaryota; Metazoa; Rotifera; Eurotatoria; Adinetida; Adinetidae. The record is from the annotation of a GenBank genome assembly.